CACAUAUGCAUACAUUUUAUACUUACUAUAUGACUUCAAUAAUUCAUGCUUAAAAACUGAUAAUACAUAUACCAAUAGGUAAAUAAAAAAAGUGCCAUAAGUAUUUUAAUAAGAAUGGGUUACCUUGUGCAUCCUGCUCUCCAGUUUAUCCAGAACAAAAUAAACACACACUAAGAGAAUGAUUUACUAAGUCUCUCCUCUUCAUUUAUGUUUAGUCUUACCAUCUACUCACAAUACUAACUUUUUUUAAUAAGUCCUAACAAAACUCCUUGAAUUACACUAUAUUUCACAUUUAUUUGAAGCUGUUAAUUAACUUGAUUAAAAAUUAACCAAGCUUUCUUCUUCUUCCUGUCUUGGUAAUGCAGUAAAGGGGAAAAGGAAAAGAUAAAUCAACAGAAAAAGGAAGUGCAUCAAACAGAUUUAACUAAUAAAGAGAGAUAUGCCAGAAUAAUGGAAGUGCCAGAAAAUUCUGUUAUUGUUGAGGAAGAAGAUGCAAAGUGUGAGAGAACAGUUUUUAUGUCAAAAGAGCAAGACAGAAAAAGGAACUCUGGUGUUGGGAGAGCAGACUCUUUAGAAGAAGAUGAUAAAUAUGUUAAAAGUAGCUGCAAUGUUAAAGAUAAUCUCAAAAAUAACUCUAGCAAGUAUCAAAAUAAUUGUGAAGAAGAAAGUGACAAUGAAAUUUUAAAUGAACUUCAAUAUAAUUGUGAAAGUGAAGAAGAUUUUGAUAUACCAACAGAGGAGAAUUUUCUUAAAUCUUCGACAUCUGUGAGUGGCGAUGAUGAGACUAUGGAACAGAGCUUUGGUCGACCACGAUCUGUUCAUUUUGAAGAUGAAAAGUGGGAAGAAGGGAAGUAUAAAGUAAAGGAGCAAAUUGAAUAUAUUAAUUCAUGGGGAGAUGUUACUAAUCAGCAAGAAUCUCAUCCUUUUGCCAGAAUAGAGAGGGAUUUUGAGGUGAAUGGAGAAUUGCCAUUUUCAGGUUCUAGCAGAUUACAAAAUAUAAAAAGUGCUAAUAGAGAGAGUGUUAGGGAGAUUCUCCGACGUAAGAGAGAGGAAGCUAGCGAAUAUUAUGAUCAGGAUAACAGAAGACGGCUAUCAAAUGAAAGAAAAAGUGAAGCAAGUAUUCCACAUUUACCACAUGAAAGAAAACAGUCAAGAUCAAGAGAAAGACAACAGAAAGAUUUAAAUAUUAAUAAUAGAGGAAGUGAUGGAAGAACUAGAAAUACUUCUAAUAUAAUUAAUGGUGUAGACUCUGAUAAAAAAGAACACAUGUCACGCUCAAGGAGUCCAAAGAGUGAAAAUAGAUAUACUAAAGGUGUGACACUUAUGCCAGUGAAUGGAAUUGAAAAUGGUGAUGGGAUUGUUAUCUCAAGAAAAGACUAUGUCAUGUUUAAAUCACUAAUAAGCUCUCGGAAUACAGCAAGUGAGAAAGCUACCAAAGAACACAGGAAGGCUACUGGCAAAAUGAAGAAGCUAUUGCCUUCAAAGUCAGGAAGCCAGAAAAGAAUUGGAGAAUCUCCUUAUGAUCCCUUCUCGGCAGCAGAGCUACAGAUGCAGGCACUGAUGGGAUCCUCCACUUCAUCUACAAAGAAGGGGUCUAGCCUUGGGGCAGCAGCAUUGGGAACGGGGGUAUCUUUGGCAGACUCGGCAAGAAUGAAUGCAACUGGUAGAGAAUCGCCUGAUUUUGAGUUUAGCAUUGGGUUUGCUGAUUUGGAUAAAAGUGAAUGUAAUUCAAGAGAGGGGUCCCCAGAAAUUGAAUUAAGAGAGAAUAGGAUAAAUAAAGGAUGUUCUGGUCUUGGUAGUAGCUUGACUAAUUUAGAUCUGGAGUUAGCAAAGAUUGGUUCCCCAUCACUUAGAAGAUCCUCAGAGGGUAAAAGGUCAUGGCAGUCAUCAGUAAAUAAGUCAUUGUCUGUUGGGUCUGCAUCUCCAGUAUUGAGAAAACCAUCAUGGUCCACAAGGGAUACCACAUCGCAAGAAGUCAGUAAAUGGUCCUCUCCAACACGAGAUUCCCUUUCUCGGGAAGGUCUUUCUCCAGAUUAUAAUAAGUGGUCUUCAACUCGUGAUAAUAAUUCUAGGGAUAACACAUCCCCAGAUAAUCAUUGGCCAUUGGCUAACCAUGAUGCUCAGAGCGCUUCUACCCCUCUCCAAGAUACUCACAAUGCCUCUCCCAGUGCUCAAGACACUCGAAGUUGGUCUUCCCUUCUUUGUGAUUCUCAUAACCUCUAUUCACCCACUAAAAACAACCAUACCUGGUCUUCUUCAACUUUAGGUAUUUGUAACUCUCUAUCUCCUGCUCGUGAUACUCGGGACUGGCCAUCCCCAUCACGUGAAACUUGUAGUGAAUCUUCCCCCUCUCGUGCUACUGGUAGCUGCAGGUCCUCCCCUAUUCGUGAUACUCCUAGUAUAUCAUCUCCCACUCAUGAAAAUAUUAGCCGGUCAUCGCCAGUGCGAGACACCCCUACUGCUGCUACCCCUUCAUCCCCUACAACCAAGACCACCACAGCCAGGUGGGAUAUCUCUAACAGCACUGCAAUAUCUGGUUGGGGUGCUGAUUCGUCUUCUGGUCAUGUUUCUCAAGGGUCAAGUUACAGUCGAUAUGCAGGAAACACCAGUGUCAGUGCACAAUCUAAUCCUUCAAGUAUAGAGUCAAAUGGAUUUCCAGAAAAGGCCCUAUACAGAACCAGUAAUAACACUGGGUUUGAGACCUUCAGGGCCAGCCAUUCUUCACUCGAUACAGAUGAAACUCUUAGGAAAAAAGGUUUAGAUAGGUAAGAUGCCAAUUAUUUUAUUUUAUUUAUUUAUUUAUUUGGACAUGAUACAUAGUUGUACAAAGAAAUGUAGUGAUUGGGUGUACAUGCCAAAGGCCCCUUGUAUGCAGAGCAUUAUGGACAGGCUUAAAAUUAACUUAAGAUUAACUAAGCAAUGAUAUAUUCAGUGGUAAAAAUUACAGUAAACAAAUUACAACAUGAAGUACAAAUGAGUAUUUCAAAUAAGAAGCAUUAAAGUUAUACAAAUUUGUAGCAUAGCAGUGUAUAACAUAAUCAAAUCAGAUCGAGUAAAAUCAAUGAUUUGUAGUGCAUUAUUAUUAUAAUCAAAGGGGAAGCACUAAACCCGGAGGAUUAUACAGCGCCUGGGGGGGGGGGGGAUGUGGAAGGCAGUCAGGCUUAAUUUGGGGAACUGGAGCACAGAUCCAAUUCCCUAAAUCAAAUUUGUAGUGCAGAAACAGGUCAUAUGGUCAUUAGAUGAGUUACUGUACAUUCAAGAGAAUGGAGUAUUCUAUUAGGUAAUGUAAUUAAAAAACAUAGUUAUUCAGUAUUUAUUUAGUUGUGGGUGAGUAAUUGGUUUUUAAGAAGAGUCUUGAAUUGAUAAACAGACAGUAUUUUAUAUUCACAGGUAAUGAAUUCCAGAUUUUUGGGUCUUUUAUGUAAAUUGAGUUUUUACAUAGUGUGAGAUGGACACAGGGAACAUCAAAGAGUGAUCUGUGCCUUGUGUUAUGGUCAUGUGUUCUGUUGAGGUUGGUAAGGAGAAGUUUGAGGGGAGGGUUUAUAUCCGAGUUUAGUGUUCUAUGUAUGUAGUAGGCACAAUAAUAAGUAUGGAAGUUUUGUAUGGUGAGUAACUUUAGAGUUUUGAAUAUUGGUGGAGUAUGCUGCCUGGAGUGGGAAUUUGUUAUUCUGACUGCAGCCUUUUGUUGGGUAAUUAAUGGUCUGAGAUGAUUUGUUGUUGUUGAGCCCCAUGCACAAAUUCCAUAGGUGAGAUAGGGGUAAAUGAGUGAGUGAUAUAGGGCCAGGAGGGGCUGACUGUGGAACAUAGUACAGGUCCUCCAUCACAAAUCCGGCAUCAUUGGGACCUUCAGUGUGCCAGAUUACUGAGUUCGCCAGAUUACAGAGUAGUUAGGUUAGAAUACACUUAAUAAAAUUAACCAACUUGACUGACGCAAAAAUCGAACAUUUCCGGUACUUUGAGCUCAAUUUCAAGGUACUUUUAGUCAUGAAAGCAAUCAAAAUCAUGUCUAUUUCUGUAAUGUAUCUUCCAUUCUAUCAAACAAGUCCAAAAAAAUGAGAAUACAACCUUAAAAACCAUACAAAAAUAUACUGCAAAGAGGCAGCUAAUGGCUGAGAAGUGAACUCCCUUAUUUAUCAUCCGUCUUUUUUAUUUUUGUACAUUAAGAAGCAUCUUUCCAUGCUACUUGCCCAGGUUUCAAUGAGAUAACCCAACAAACAACCGAGAAACAAAAAAAAUAUUUACCAAAAAUCAUAUAUGGCAAGCCCAAGCCAGGCACUGAAAAUGUCACUUUGCCUGACUUUUCUGGGUUAUCCUAUGUUCUCUAUACAUACACUGCUAUGUAUGAUAAUCUAUGUAACUGUAUUUGUGUAUACCUGAAUAAACUUAUUUACUUCUAGUCUGUCAACUGAGUACAAGAAACCGCCCAUUCACUUAUUUCAACUACCCAAUAAAGUGGUCAGAAAUUGGCAGUUUGGCCGAUUUCACACAAAUUUCAACAGAUGCUAAUUUCAAAAUAGGGUCCAGAAUAAACAUUCCUGGCACUAAAAUAACAUUUUCUCUGUUCAUUAGUCACGGCUACAGGCCCCUCUUACAUUACUCUUGCUUACGAUUUGGAAUUUUUAUUCACAAAAAAAUAGAAGAUUUACUGUUAUGCAGACUGCUGCAUUAUUGUAAUAAUUGUAUAAAUAAUGUCAACCCAUUCUUGACUCCGUAUUGGAAUUUGGACUGGCAGGCGGACAGGUAUUGGACGGUGACGUCAUUUGUUUACUCUUGAGCUUUGCUAAAGAAUAGAACAUUUUCGCUACUGUGAGCGCAAUUUCAAGGUACUUUUCAUCAUGAAAGGAAUCAAAAUCAUAUCUAUUUCUGUAAUAUAUCUUUCAUUCUAUCAAAUGAGACCAAAAAAAUGAGAAUAUAACCAUAAAAAACUACAAAAAUAUACCGCUAAGGGGCCGCUAAUGGCUGAGGAGUGAACUCCGCUAUUUAUGGUCUGAUUUCUUUCAUUUUUGGUGUACGUUAAGAAGUAUCUUUCCAUCAUACAUUGCCCAAGUUUGAAUAAGAAAACCCAACAAACAACUGAGAAAAUAAUAUAAUAAUAAUAAUAAUAAUAAUAAUAAUAAUAAUAAUAAUAAUAUCUUUAUUUACUACAUGUACAUGUACAAGGUAUACAGGCCUAGCUGACAUCAGUGACAUACUACUAUAUAGAGAGCCACUUGUUAUGCAGAGUAUUUCAAGAAAAUUAGGUCAGUGUACCAGGAUAACACCCACACUAGUCGACUAACACCCAGGUACUCAUUUACUGAUGGGUAAACAUAGACAACAGGUGUAAAGAAACACACCUAAUGUUUCUACCCUGGCUGGGAAUCGAAUAUUUAUCAAAAAUCAUAUAUGGCUAACCCAAGCCAGGUACUAAAAAUAAGCCACAUUGACUUUUUUGGGGUUAUCCUAGGUUCUCUACACAUAUGCUGCUAUGUGUGAUAAUCUAUAUAGAGGAAAUAACUUUUUUGUUUCAGGUUUAUGGUGCAGUAUGAGUGUAUAUCACAGUUAGCCCUGUGCUAUUCUCUGUUUUCUCUAAUAUAAGCCCCAAGACAGGGAUAGGAGAAUGGUAUUUGUCUACCAUAUCCUCUUCAUACCUCCAUCGAACUGCUCGGUGUUAUGCCAAAUAUUAUUCAUUCUGGAGUAUUUAACAUGUUUUAUGUUAUUUAUAUUGUUUAUUAUGUCAUAUUAGAUCAAUUGUGAUAGGCAAAUAAGCUGUAGUGUUGAUAUUAGCAUAAUAAUAAAGCAUAUUCUCCUGCUUCAUGAGACUGAGCUCAUGGCAACAGACAGUGGCUUCAAAGCCACCUUAUCUUUAAUGGAUAAUGUACUGUGUCGGUGCUUUACAUAAUGAGAAGCAUUUCUUUUAUUCAUUAGAACCAUGGCUAGGGGUAAAAGUAAGCAGGUUAAAACAAUAAAUGGAGAAAAAGAAAUUAGAAUGACUUAUGCAGCAAGUGCGCCACCAAACAGUACCAGCAAGUUGGUGUGGCGACCCUGGAAAUUUAAAAUUAUGCUAGCCAAAAUUAGUGCCGAAUAACUGAAGGAACCGAAUAACUGAUUGCCGGAUUUGUGAUGGUGGACCUGUACUCUGAUAAUUAUACUUACACACUGUGCUGGCAUGCAGGUACACAUUAAAAUCACUAAGUCUCUCUCUACUCGAUGCCAUAUAAUUCUUGGGUGCAUUAACCCUUUCAGGGUCCAAGGCCAAAAUCUGAAGGGGUGCCCCAGUGUCCAAGAAAUUUUGAAAAAAAAAAAAAAAAAAAAAAAAAAAAAAUUGUUUUUUUCUUACAGAAUUAAAGAUAAUAUUUCUGUGAAGGUUAUAAAACAAAAACAAAAAUUUCUGAUCAGUACUUACCGAGAUACAGCGGCGGGAAGUUGACCCAAAAUGACCGGGUGGCGGCAACAUCAAUGACUUCAGCAAAAUAGCAUAUUUUUGUUUUACGUUUUUUAUACCUUUUUCUUUUCUUUUCUAAUUUUUUUUAUUUUUCUAGUAACAUUUGUGGCCUGUGAGACCAAUAUAAUGUAUAUUGUAUAAGUGUACACUCAUUGUAUUCAACACAAUACCUGCACUAAUUUGUUUAUCAUUAUAUUGCUUACAAAACUUGUUUACAAGUUUAUUGUAAACAAAAUGAUGAAAAUAUUAGUGCAGUUAUUGUGUUGAAUACAACGGUACCAUAUAGUACCAUAUGGUACAAUGGUGCCAUAGGGUGCAAUGGUACCAUAUAGUACAUUUGUACCAUAUGGUAUAAUGGUACCAUAUGGUACAAUGGCACAUGAUACAAUGGUGCCAUAUGAUAUAAUGGUACCAUAUGGUACAAUGGCACCAUUUGGUACAAUGGUACCAUAUGAUACAAUGGUACCAUAUGAUACAAUGGUACCAUAUGGUGCAAUUCAAGUUUAUUCUCUACAAUAGUUACAAUGUGGGGUUUACAGGUUUUGGGUAUUUUGUGGUUUACAUGUUAUAAAAUACUAAUUACAGAGGGGGCCACUAGGACACCUAGCAUGGCUAGGCAUUUCAAGCAGACUUAGAUUAAUUCUUAACAUUAAAUCCUUACAGAUUAUGGUAUUUAGGCUAAGUGACUACAUCAUAAUUUGUGAGUUUAGCAAUGUGAAUGCUUUUGUUUUGGCACAAUACAAGGUGUCUAUAUUUGAGUAUCAUAGGCAAACUUAUGACUAGUUAGGAUUUAUUAUUUUAAGAUUAAGAUUAGUAUUUCUGGGUUUAUAGUCAGUGAGUGAGUGAGUGUAAUUUUGAACCACCAGGUGGUUAUCAUGUAGUUAGUUGUCAGGGUGGAUCAGGGAGAUAAGAUGUUUUCUAACUGUAGUUUUGAAAGUGAUGAAUGUAUCUGCAGUUCUAGAGUUUUCAGGUAGGGUGUUCCAGAUUUUAGGUCCUUUGAAAUACAUUAAAUUUUUGUAAAGGUUUAGUCGAACACGGGGAAUGUCAUAGAGAUGUUUGUGUCUGGUGUUAUGCCUGUGGAUCCUGUCACAACUAUCAAGAAAGCGUUUUAGGUCAAGGUUAAUAUUGGAAUUUAAGGUCCUGUAGAUACAGAUUGCACAGUAGUAAGUGUGGAUGUUCUGAACAGGGAGUAAGUUUAGAUCUAUGAAGAGGGGGGGUGUGUUGCCAGGGAUGGGAUUUAGUGAUUAUUCUUACUGCGGCUUUUUGUUGGGUUAUUAUUGGCUUUAGGUGUGUUGCUGCAGUGGUACAUUGUACCAUACAGUACAAUGAUACCAUAUGGUUCAUUGUACCAUAUAGUACUAUAUGGUACUGUUGUAUUCAACACAAUAAACACACUUAUAUUUUCAUCAUUAUUGUAUUUUGUUUACAGUAAUUGUUUACAACAAAAAUAUGCAAAAAUGUUGUAUAUUAGUAAUGUUCCAUUAUAUAUUUACAAAUGUACAGGAACUCAACAUGUUCCUUGAGGUGGAUGACAAAGCGCGUUGUCUUGGAAACUGCGGAGUCAGUAGCUAGCUUGCGUCGCCACUCACUCAGUCUUGGCUGGUGUCUUGUGCCACCAACACCUAUUUAGACCAUAUGGUACACGGUAUCAUAUGUUACAGGGUACCAUAUGGUACAUUGUACUACAGGUCUCCCUCAACAUUUGCGAGUGUUAGGGGAUCAAGAGCCUCGCGAAUGUUGAAAAAUCGCGAAUGUUUGGUGCCCCAAUAUAUUGUAGGGAAAUAUAAUACAAUACUGCUUGUUGAACCACGAACAAUCAUAAAAUACAUGAAAAUGUCAUACAAUAUUGUACUAAAUACAUACAUGUUAUGGUUUAAUAACAUGUAUGUUAUUAACCCUUUGACUGUUUCAGGCCCCUCUCUGAAACUGUCAUUCUAUGUCGCUCAAUUUUUUAAAAAAAAAAAAAUUAUUUUUUCUUAUGAAAUGAUAGAGAAUCUUUUCCCGAUGGUAAUGACACCAAAAGUUCGAAAUUUGGUCGAAAACUCGUGGAAUUAUGCUCCCGCGAAGUUAGCGGUCUCUGCGACAUAUGCGUAUCGGCGAUUUCGCCGACUUUGAGCCCUAUUUUCAGCCAAUUCCAUUGUUCCAGUUGACCAAACUCAUAGCUAUUUCUUUAGAACUCCAUUUUAUCUAUCAGCUGAGUACAAGAAACCUCCCAUUUACUAAUUUGGACUACCCAAUAUGGUGGUCAGAAAUUGGCAAUUUGGCCAAUUUCACGCAAAAAUAAAAAGAUGCCAAUUUCAAAAUAGGGUCCAGAAUAAACAAGGUAGACAUUCGUGGCACUAAAAUAACAUAUGCUCUGUUCAUUAGUCACAUCUCUAGGCCCCUCUUAUAUUAUUAUUGAUUUCUAUUUUGAUUUUUUAUUCAUACAAAAAAAUACAAAAUUUACUGUUAUGCAGACGACUGCAUUAUUGUAAAAAUGGUAUAAAUAAUAUCAGUGCACUAGUGAAAGAAUAUUAGACUCCCCAGUUGACGUGUAUUGGACGUGUGGUGUGAUUUAUUUACUCUUGAACAUUGGUAAAAAUCGAACAUUUCCGCUACUUUGAGCUCAGUUUUAAGGUCGUUUUCAUCGUAAAAGUAAUGAAAAUCAUCUCUAUUUCUGUAAUAUGUUUUCCAUUUUAUCACCUAAGACCAUGAAAACGCGAAUACAACGAUAAAUACUAUACGAAAAUACACCUCAAAGUCGGCGUUUUAUUCCAAAAAAACGAUCAGUUUUUUUUUUCUCAUUACGCAAUGUUUGCUGCAGGAUUUUUUUUAUAUGGUGCACACUGACCACACAGACCCAUUCUCUCACAUGUGGGCCUACCAGCUUUCUCCCACUUGAUUUGAAGCCGCUAGAAUUAUUGAAUAUAUAUACGUCAGAAACAUUGGCUCGUAAGACGUAUUUAUACGUCGAAAACAGUCAAAGGGUUAAAUACCACUGCGGCACACUGCUCUUAUUUUGGUACAAUUUCUUUCUUCAAUUCUAUUGUGUUUCUCAAUUUCUUUACCAAAGGGCUGGCACUAGCAAGUUUCCUUGGGCCCAUGGUUAAUUAUGUGGCAGUUGCACUCAAUCUACAAGCACCAAACACAGUGAAUUAUUGUGAAAUGUUUGGAAGAGCGUGGAGACUAAUGCUCACUCCAGCAUAAACAAAGGCACACUGACGAUGCCUCAACCACUUCCUCCACCACU
Cherax quadricarinatus is the source of this 9653-nucleotide messenger RNA. Lineage: Eukaryota; Metazoa; Arthropoda; Malacostraca; Decapoda; Parastacidae. The record is from RefSeq and is a predicted model, not a curated record.